Messenger RNA from Alligator sinensis (Chinese alligator), 1227 nucleotides. Its product is annotated as complement factor H-like. The transcript is spliced from 8 exons. The coding region runs from base 1 to 1227 and encodes 408 amino acids. Lineage: Eukaryota; Metazoa; Chordata; Crocodylia; Alligatoridae. The record is from RefSeq and is a predicted model, not a curated record.
AUGAUUGGAGCACCAGAUAUUACCUGUAGAGGAGGGAAUUGGACCAAACCAUCUACAUGUGCAGAUGGUACAUGUGCACCUCCACCUGACAUUGCUAUGGGUGGGAUUCUGGAGACGAAAAGACCGAGGUAUUUUCCUGGUGAGAGGGUGGAUUAUCAAUGUCAGCAUGGUCUGAACCUUACUGGAUCACAAACACUAACAUGUAUGGAAGGAGAAUGGUCACCAGCAGAACCACCAGAAUGCAGAGAUGCUACUGGAAAGUGUGGGCCCCCACCUACCAUUGAAAAUGGAGAUACAAUUUCUUUUGCAUUGCCAUUCUAUGAAUUAGGUUCAGUUGUGGAAUACAAAUGCAAAACUACAUAUGCACUGGUGGGAUCUCGAUUUGUUAGAUGUGACUUUGGGCAAUGGACAAAUCCACCAACUUGCAGAAAGCCAUGUGCAGCAUCUACAAACGAGAUGGAGAAAAACAAUAUUAGGCUGAAAUGGAUGCAUGGAGACAAAUUGGUUGUUUCAUCUGGAGAUGUUGUUGAAUUUGAAUGUAAACGGGGAUAUGUGAAUGAUCCAACAUCUCCUCCUUUUAGAGCUUGGUGCCUGAGGGGGGUAUUGAUCUAUCCUAAAUGUAAGCUCAGAGAAACGCUAUGUGGAACUGUUCCAAGUAUUCUUAAUGGCAUCCCAGAAGGCAGAACAAGGGAUUAUGAUGAGCCUGGUGCCACAGUGCGUUAUCAAUGCCAAGAAGGUUUUGAUAUUAGUGCAACACCAGUCAUUACAUGUCAAGCAGGGAAGUGGAGCACACCACCUACAUGUGUAGAGGGCGGUGGAAGGUGUGGGAAACCACCUGCUAUUGACAAUGGAGAUAUAACUUCCUUUCCAUUGAAUGACUAUGAUCCACAUUCAACACUAGAAUAUAAAUGCAAACAUUUGUAUGUAAUGCGGGGAUCUCAAUUUGUUAGCUGCAAGUCUGGACAAUGGACAGACCCUCCAGUUUGCAUAGAGCCCUGUACAGCAUCUGAGGAGGAUAUGGCAAAGAACAAUAUUCAGCUGAAAUGGAGUCCAGGACAUAAAUUGUAUUCCCCAUCUGGAGAUGUUAUAGAAUUUACCUGCAAAAGGGGAUAUGUGAAGGAUCCAGAAUCUCCUCCUUUUAGAGUAUGGUGCCUGGAGGGGGAAUUAACAUAUCCUAAAUGUAGGCUUAGAGCUCAUCCUGAUGAUGAUGAAUGUCUUGCAUUUUAA